AUGUCUUUCUCCAGCAUUCCCAUUCUCGACCUGUCACAGUCCCGCUUUCCGGAGACCAAACCACAAUUCCUCAUUGACCUCCGCCACGCACUGCUCGAAGUCGGAUUCCUGUACAUUAAAAAUACCGGGAUCCCGCCAUCGCUAGUCGAAGAGGUGAUACAGCUAGGCAAAGCAUUCUUCAACCUGCCCGAGGAAAAGAAAUUGGAAAUCGAGAUGAAAAACGCCCCGAGUUUCCUCGGCUACAACAAACUCGGCAUGGAAAUUACGCGAUUCAAGACCGACUGGCGCGAACAGAUCGAUCUGUCGACUCCCCACCCUGUCCCGGGCCCAAAUGAUCCACUGUACAGGAAUCUGUUGGCACCGAAUCAGUGGCCCGACCCCGAGGCCUUGCCGAGGUUCAGAGAGGUGUAUGAGGAAUACAUGGCCAGGAUGGGGGACAUGAGCAUGGAGUUCACCAGUCUGAUUGCGGAGGCGAUUGGGCUGCCGGCCGAUGCUUUUGCGCAGUUCUUCGAUGAAGCCCAGCAGCACAAGUUGAAGAUCGUCAAGUAUCCGGAUCUGGAGGAGCUUGGUGUCGAAGGAGAGGCGCAAGGCGUCGGACCUCACAAGGACAGCAUGCUGACGAGCUAUCUUUUACAAGCGAGUCAUCAUAAGGGUCUGCAGGUGCAGAAUGCCGAGGGUCAAUGGGUGGAUUGCCCGCCUCUUGACGGUACGUUUGUCGUGGCUAUCGGUCAGGGUAUGGAGGCCUUGACACAGGGAGUAUGUCAGUCCACGACACAUCGGGUGCAGAGUCCCCCACGGGGCUCUGGGGCGCGAUUCAGCAUUCCUUUCUUCCAGGGGGUCAGUUACGAUGCCACGUUUGAAAGCAUGGACGUUCCGGACUCGGUCAAGAAGUUGAGAUCAGACAUUCUGGAGAAGAGAGGCGGUGCGAGGUUGGACGAUAUCGAAUUUACUUUCAUCAAGGGCAUGUGGAGUAGAUUGGGCGAGGCGACAUUGAUGAACAGAAUCAAGAGUCAUCCCGAUGUUGGCGAGAGAUGGUAUCCCGAAUUGUUGAAGAAGAUUCAUACAGACCAGGCUGAAGAAGCGUCCAAAUUCGCUGCGAGGGAAGCUGUUUCAAAAUCCGCAUCAAUUCCCUCUCAACCUCAAUCAAUACAAGCGCAUUGA
Messenger RNA from Rhinocladiella mackenziei CBS 650.93, 1161 nucleotides. RefSeq lists its product as uncharacterized. The record is from RefSeq and is a predicted model, not a curated record. The transcript has 2 exons. Lineage: Eukaryota; Fungi; Ascomycota; Eurotiomycetes; Chaetothyriales; Herpotrichiellaceae. Bases 1 to 1161 code for a protein of 386 amino acids.